Molecule: messenger RNA, 5835 nt
Organism: Pteropus alecto (black flying fox)
Lineage: Eukaryota; Metazoa; Chordata; Mammalia; Chiroptera; Pteropodidae
Gene: CUNH21orf91
Product: chromosome unknown C21orf91 homolog
Exons: 5
Coding region: 206-1102 (298 amino acids)
Source: RefSeq, a predicted model, not a curated record
GUGGGUAGGAGGAAACCCGGGGCGUGGGGAACCCACGGCUCCUCCCGGCCCGGCUUGAUCACCCCGCCUCCGGCGGUGCUCGACCCGCACGGUGGAGCCGCUGCCCGACUUUGGACGCUGCGGGGGCUUCGGACGCGGGUGGGACGCCCUCCCCGGGUGUUCGCGUUUCCACGUGCGUUUCCUUGCCACGGAUCUUCGGGGCACUAUGAACGAAGAGGAGCAGUUUGUAAACAUUGAUUUGACUGAUGACAACAUUUGCAGUGUUUGUAAACUGGGAACAGACAAAGAAACACUCUCCUUCUGCCACGUUUGUUUUGAGCUAAAUAUUGAGGGAGUACCAAAGUCUGAUCUCUUGCACACCGGAUCAUUAAGGGGUCAUAGAGACUGCUUUGAAAAAUACCAUUUGAUUGCAAACCAGGAUUGUCCUCGAUCUAAGCUUUCAAAAAGCACUUACUAUGAAGAAGUUAAAACCAUUUUAAGUAAGAAGAUAAACUGGAUUGUACAGUAUGCACAAAAUAAGGAUGUGGAUUCAGAUUCAGAAUGUUCUAAAAAUCCCCAGCAUCACCUGUUUAAUUUCAGGCAUAAACCAGAUAAAAAGUUACUCCCGCAAUUUGACUCCCAAGUACCAAAAUAUUCUGCAAAGUGGAUAGAUGGAAGUACGGGGAGCCUCACACACUGUAAACAAAGAAUAUUGGAGCAGAAGGAAAAUACAGACUUUGGACUUGCUGUGUUACAAGAUUCAGGUGCCACUUUAUGCCACAAGAGUGUAUUGUGGCCUCAUAGUCACAACCAGGCCCAGAAAAAAGAAGAGACAAUCUCUACUCCAGAGGCUAAUGUCGAGGCCCAGCAUCCACAUUACAGCAGAGAGGAAUUGAAUUCGAUGACUUUUGGUGAGGUAAAGCAACUGAAAGCAAAGCUCCGACAGCAAAUACAAGAAGUUUUUGAAAAGUUAACACACCAAGUACAAGAAAAAGAUUCUUUGGCCUCAGAGCUCCAUGUCCGCCACGUUGCCAUCGAACAGCUUCUCAAGAACUAUUCCAAGUUACCAUGUCUGCAGGUGGGGCGGACAGGAAUGAAGUCACACCUACCCAUAAGCAACUGAACUACACUUACAUUCACAUCCUAUGCCCUGCUGUUGACUGGACUGCCAGAUGUGCAAACUUUGAAGAAGUUAGGGUCCAUUUUUUUAUGGUCAUUAAAUUUGCAAAGCUUAAAGGCAGUAUUUAAUAUCUUUUUCAAAUAAAGCAGAUCAUUACACUCUAGUCUUCUAGGGUUAAACAUUCUGGUUUACUUUGAGAAUCUUUUCCCAAAUAAUUUCUAAAUGGCCCUCCCUAACUUUUAGCACAUGUGACUACUUAAAUAUACUGUUGCAGUGUGAUUUUAUUAAACAUAGUUUAAUGUAAUUCACCUUUCAAAACAAUAGGUUAAUAAACUCCGUAGAUUAGUCUGAACUAAAGAUAAAUUUUAAGGGGAAAUGGAAUUCAUAAUAUCACCUUAUUUAUUAUGAGCAAUAUUUUAAUAUGAAAAUUUUAUAUAUAAAAAUGCUAUUUUAGGUACCUUUCCAUUCUCUGUAUAAAUGUAUCUGAAUGGCUCUGUAUAUUAUAUUUACACUUUCAUGUGUGAAUAUGUUACCCAUAUUUCAGAUCACUGCAUUUUAUUCUCUUAAUACACUGUUUUUACAACUAUUAUCUUGUUUUCCAAAGAGAAAUGUAUUUUGGAGUAGAAAUCUAGUUGAAUUAUUUGACUUCUCAUAACUCUUAAGAAAGAGGAAUUAAUAACUUUUUAAAGCAAAUAUACAAGAAAAUAAAAUAUUUUUCCUAAUAAAAGCAGUUCUAAGUUCGUUUAGGAAGAAAAUGCUAAUCUAGCUUUUGUAAGUUAACUUGUCUUAGUAGAAGUAAAAGCCUCUUCUAUUUCAUUCUAAUGACUUUGUUAGAAUUCGAACAGUAAGUCAAGCCUCACUUCCAAGUCAAAUGUAAUAUCUUCAAAUUGAAUGCACUGUGAAAUAAUUGUCCUAUCUUUGAAAAAAUUAGAAUUAUUUUGUGUGCCACUUCGGAUAAAGGUUCAAGGAUCCUUAAACUGUCCAAAUUCUGUUAUCAACAUCAUUGAAAUUAGUGCCCAAAGAAAGCAUUGUGAGGUAUUUUCCUAAACUUCAGAAUCUAAAAGGAAAGAGAAGACUGCUUGACACAGAAAAACAAAACUCUAAUUCAUAAAUAGCCCAUUUUAAAAAGGAUAUUCAUAUAGUUGUCUAUGAUGUUUCCAAAGAGUUCUGAACUAAUAGGUUGUCUCAAACAGCUGCAUAAGUUUUCAGUAAUGUAUUAUAGUAAAAGCUGUAACAUUAAAAUGGGCUCUAAAUUCUGUUCUCAACUGGUGCUUAGAAUGUAUUUGUAAGUAAGGUCGUUUGCUUGAAGAAUCUACAGAAAAGCCCAGAACUUGGCGGCUUCAUGCGUAAAGAUGUGAAUGAUUUCUGUCAUGAACAUGGCAGCCUGACCCAACCUGGGUCACAUUUUAAUCUUGAACACAAACAGUAUUUGACUAAGCAAAGGAACACCUCAAACUAGUGGAAAACAACUUUCGUAUUGCUAGAGUGUAUUAAAUUUGCCCGAGAGUAUUACUUGAUAUCUCAUUAAUUUUGGGGUUUUUUGGUGUUUUUUUUUUACUUUGAGAUCUGAUAUAACUGCUUUUUGGAGGAAGCUUUUGGAAGAUGGUUUCAAUUUCUCUUGAUUCUUUGAGUCAUCCAACAUGAAUUUAAAAUCCAGGGAGUCGGGGAGGCAUUGCCUUACUUUUGAUAAGCUUUAAAUUGAAUGUGUGCAAUAUCAAAAUCUCUAUAAAUUUACAAGUUGAAUAAAGGCAUUUCUGGAUGAUGCUAGUGAGUAUCUUAAGUGCUCAGAUGUCAUGGUCACAUUUUCAAAUUUGACUUCACUCUUUUGGCAUAAUUCAUCAAGAAUGUUACCAGCCAGUGUGCUUGCACACAUUUGUGCUUCUAUUUAGAUCAGUUAGGGACAGCCAUCAGGGCUUGGGGUGUGUUGCACUUGUUCUCAGUAGUAGCAUAUUUCCAGAAUGUGAACCAUAUGGUGCAGCCUUGAAUACAACAGUGUUACCCAAAGAAAGUAUUCACUUAUUUCUUAAAGAAUUUCUGGCAAAUAUGUAGCUUUACUAAUGACUUUGGAACAAUUGGGAUUGUGCCUGUACCAAAGUCUUAAUCUGGGAUUCUGAUUUAUUCCAUUUAGAUAUUUCUACUUAAGCUCUUCAGAGGAAAGGUGCUCUUAAAAAAUAACCUGAGGUGCUGAUACUCACAUUAGUACUUUAUUUGGAUAAAUAUUCUAGUAAAAAAUUAUUUUAAGUAUUUUGCACAACAGUUUAUCCAAAUGUUUGAUAAACUUAUUUUGUAUUCCAAUGUUUUCUUGAUUGAAUAUGCAAUUCUUGUAUGUACUAAAAUAAGGUUAAGGGACAGUUGAGUUCUACUUUACGAUAAUAUCAAAUACCACAAAUAUUAGUUACUAGGCUAUUUUUCUGUACAGCUAGUACUUUUUGAAGAAGUUUAGAAGAGAAUCUCAUAUACCUUCGGUUUCCAAAAUGGCAAAACUGACUACAAAUUAGCCAUUAGUAAUAUUUUCAGAGCUUAUGUGAUUAAGGGAGUGAAAUACACUAUUUUUUCACAUUCGAUUUCAUAGUUAGACAAAUUCAUAGUUGAAUUGAGUUUGAAAAACUCAGUUUGAAGUCAGAAGUGAUUUUCACCACACAGGACUGUUCUCUUUAAAAAUUAAAGUUCAAAUCUGGUCUUCUAUCAUUCUUCGAUCCUAGUAUUUAACACCCUAAUUUAUUUUUUUAAAGGCAUGCACUUAAGAUACAAAUAAUGGAUGAUGCAGGCAGUAAAAUUCAUAGUGUUUUGUUCCAUUAUGUAGUUUCUGAUGCACAAUGUUAGGGCAAAGAAAUGUUCUUACUUUUUCAAAUUAUAUGCUCAUUUCACCACAAAGUGCCCAUUUUUAUAUGCAUUUGAGGAUUAUUUUUGAAAUAAGUUCACAUUGGAAAGUGAUUUCAGAAAUAUAAUCAAAAUACAUUCUAUUUUGUUGGCAUCUUGAGAUUUCUUGGGUUUUCCAUUUUACCAUAUUCUUUACCACUGAAAAUAGUUUAAAGUGCUUUCUUUUUUUGUUUAUAUAUUUUUUUACUUUGGUGUUUUUACUCUUGAGGCUUGUCAAUUUUUCCUAGUUUUUUAAAAUUAAUUUUUUAUCUAUUUGUGCAUUUUAAUGUUUGCCAGUUUUUGUUUUAGAAGAAGCUUGCAUUGUUAAUGUUGUAAAAAGUAAUAAAAUGUAUAUGCUCUAAACUUAAUAGGAACUUAAUAAAUUAUUUGUUUCGAUAAGAGGUUCAGGUUAGUGUCCAUAAAAUUAGGUUAUAUGACAUGAAAACUUUUAAAUGGUACAAUGUAAAGUUCUUAUAGUGUUAUUUUUUUCUGAUUGAUGCCAGUUAGUUUACUGACAGAUGUUACUACUUAUGCUAAAGUAAGGUAUUUGAGUAUUUUUAAGUACUUAUUAAAAAGUUUAGUACUCUACAAAAUUCUUUAAAUAUCUUUUGUUCAGAUGUGGCUAUAAAGCAAAGAUAAUUUCAUUUCAAAGUUUGCAUUUUUAACUUUAGGUUGGUGGAAAUAAUUAUUUGAGAAAAUUUGUGGUAAAAAUCAGUAAGAGAUAAAACUCAACAAGUUACUCUUGCCAAAUUAAGUUUUAUGGUGGUAGGGUGAAAGUUUAUUUACCUGAAUAAUAAGGUAAUAGGGCUCUGGCACAAGUACAGGUAUCUUGGAGGAGGGCUAGAAUCCAGUGUUUGGAAUAACAAGGUUCUGUGUUGCAUCUCAGUAUUUUCAUUCACUUCAUCCUUUCAUAAUUGCCCUUGUUAUAAUGUCGCCUAACAUUAUUAAGCAAUUUGGUCAUAGCAAGUGAGAUUUUUUUUUUUAGCAUCUAAUUUGUAAUACAUACUUUUCCUAUUUUUAGCUUGAGAGUCCAGAUUACUAAUGCAUUUUAGUGAUAUUGAAUAAUCCACAAUUUUACCAAUGUGGAAAAAAAAAAAAAACAUGGAAUGAGUAUUACCCUCCAUCCUCUCCCCAAACAUGCUAAUUGAACUUCCCUCACCUUCACAACGCAAAGGGAAUUUUAGUGAAUAUAUAUUUAUUUCUUUCAAACGUGUAGAGUGUUUAUUUCCAUUCUACUACCUCCAAAAGAGGCCGUUUAGAAAGUGUUCAGUGGCAACUUCUGUUAAAGCCAUUCCUCCUUUUAUAAUCUGUAUGUAUGUUAACCUUGCUUUAAAUCUGAGUAGUUUAUGCUGUGGUCAUUGCACUUAAUCUCUCUGAUGUUAGAAAUUUAUAAAUUGUGCCAAGAUGUUUGGAAUAAGAAAAUGCAACUGGUAAGAGCAGUGGUAAAAAACAAGUUAGUUUCAAAAAGUUUAUUUAGACAUUACUUGGCUAUUGACACGUUUAAAGCUGCAAUAAUUUACAUAUUUAUAUUGCUCUGCUUUGGAACUGUAACUAUAUAUGCUUGUCCACUAUUUUUAAUUUUACAAUAAAAUAAAUAUUUUGUUAUCCGUUAGUUUCAGUGGAUAUUUUUAAUAGAACUUUUCUUAAUGGUUGACCUGAAUAAAGGGUUUUGUUUUGCAGGCUUAAGGAGUCUAUACUUAGAAUUGUUAUCUAAUGGUUCUACCUUAAUUUCUUGUGAGAAUCUUUCUUUGAAACUUAAGUGAAUAUUCUCUCUGUCCCAAGAGUCCAGAAGCAGGUAAUAAGAUAUUUGUGAGUUACUGUAUAUCUAUGUAACUUUUUAAUUGGAUUGUACUUUUACAAUAAAUAUACAAAUUUUA